AUGUCUGCUGAUUUAGAAAACCAACAACCACAAGAUCACCGUCUUAUAAUUGAAAACAAGGAAGAUGGUCAACAAGGAUCCACUCCAUUCGACCCACAUCAUCCAGUCACUAAGAUUCAAACCGAUGGGGACUAUGUCACUUUUGGUAAUGAAAGAUACUUACGUUCUGAUUUGGUUCAUGCUUUCGGUGGUACUUUGAACCCUGGUUUAGCCCCACCUCCAAAACAUGAUUUCGCCAAUCCUGCCCCAUUGGGUUUAUCUGCAUUUGCCUUGACUACUUUUGUUUUAAGUUUGAUUAAUUGUGAAGCCAGAGGAGUUACUAUUCCAAACAUUGUUGUUGGUUUAGCUUUCUUUUAUGGUGGUGCUGCUCAAUUGGUUGCCGGUAUGUUUGAAAUUGCUGUUGGUAACACCUUUGGGGGUGUUGCAUUGAGUUCAUAUGGUGGUUUCUGGGGUGCUUGGGCUGCCAUUCAAGUCGAUUCUUUUGGUAUUGUUGCUGCUUAUGGUGAUGAUAAAACACAAUUACGUUAUGCAUUGGGUAUUUUCUUGAUUGGAUGGUUUAUCUUUACAUUUUUCUUGAUGUUGUUGACUGUUAAAUCUACUGUUGCAUUCUUUUUGAUAUUCUUUUUCUUAUCGAUUACGUUUUUGUUAUUAGCUAUUUCUGAAUUUUCUGCCAAAACUUCUGUUAAGAAAGCCGGUGGUGUAUUUGGUUUGAUUACUGCUUUUGUUGCUUGGUAUAAUGCAUACGCUGGUAUCGCCAACCCACAAAACAGUUACCUUGUCGUCAAGGCUAUUCCAUUGCCAGACUUGCAAGAUCCAAACAGAAAGAACAAAUAA
This is a messenger RNA of Candida tropicalis MYA-3404, 834 nucleotides long. It is a transcript of the gene FRP3, whose product is annotated as putative ammonium permease. The record is from RefSeq and is a predicted model, not a curated record. Gene Ontology annotation, molecular function: acetate transmembrane transporter activity. The transcript has a single exon. Bases 1 to 834 code for a protein of 277 amino acids. Lineage: Eukaryota; Fungi; Ascomycota; Pichiomycetes; Serinales; Debaryomycetaceae. Gene Ontology annotation, cellular component: plasma membrane.